UGAUGCAACACAAUACGGUGGGCUUUCCCUAAAAACACACACAACACCACCACCACAGCAUAGGGAUGCGCUCCUCCAUCAGUGUCGUGAUAGUUAGCAUGUUGCUUCUUCUGAUGUUCUCGGCCACUAUGCUGCGGGCAUGGGCCGCUAUCCAUGGAGUCGCCGGAGGGGGUGGUGGGCUCUUGCAUAUCCCUUCCGCUGCCUCCCUGGCUCACUGCCCCUCCCAGUGCGGGAACUUCAACAUCUCCUACCCCUUUGGGAUAGGGCCCGACUGCUUCCGGCAGGGCUUUGAGCUCACCUGUGACACCACCACCCGUCCUCCCACUUUGUUCUUGGGAAACAGUACUACUCAGAUCACUUACAUCGGCGACUACAUAACUGUUGCUUCUGCUAUCGGAUUCAACAUCACCUUGAUCCCAGGGGUGCACACCUACAACAGGACAUGGGAGGCCCCUGUUAAGGGCGUCAUGCUCGAUGGAGACAUCAACAAUUUGUAUGUUGUGGGCUGCGAUGUUGACCUCUACUUGCUUAGCCAUAAUACCGCCGAUCUCAUUGGUGCUUGCACAAGUUCUUGCGCAGACUACAGACAGACCAUGGAGAAUACAAAUGCGGAGGGCUGUCAAGGGAAUAAUGGCUGCUGCCUUAUCUCGUUGCAACGAGACCUACAAGCCGUCUGGCUCAAACUUGUUCGCCAUGACGGGGCAGUAGCAGAACCAGAUGAAGUGCUCCCUAAUGUCAAGGUUAUCAUAUCACAGGAUUAUGAUUUCCAUACAAAUGAUCUUUACUCGAGUUGGGUAAAUUCAAGUAAUCUGCAAGGUGUGUGGCUUCGGACUCCCAUCAUGAUGGACCAACCGAGCUGUGAAAGUGCCCAAAUGAAUAAGGACAAUUAUGCUUGCAGUGAUGAAAGCAUUUGCAUAAACCUAUGGUCCGGGCAAGGCUACUGUUGCUCAUGCGACAGCCGCAUGAAUGGCAAUCCUUACAUUCAGGACGGAUGCAUAGUUUACAAUCCAAAUCCCAAAGAAAACUGUACAAGAUCAUGUGGAAAUACGGCAAUUCCAUUCCCUUUCGGGAUUGAGGAUGAGUGUUUCUCAAACAAGAACUUUCAGCUGAAAUGCAUGCCAAACAAUGUCACUGUUCUCGACCGUGGGUACGCACGAUAUCGUGUUACCAACGUGUCACUUGAUGAUGGGUCUAUGCAUGCUAGCACCAUGUUGAAUGAUACAAGCUCCGACGAAGACGUGGCAGUAGUAGUGUUUGAGCCUCAUUAUAAUAGUUUUACAAUAAGUGAUCUCUCUGAGGAUCCUUUUGUUUUCUCCCAAGAAGAUGGCAUUAUAAUAAGAUGGGUCAUUGCCAACUUAACCUGUCAAAGAGCUAAAUUGAUGGAGGCUACAUACGCGUGCCUCAGUGAGCACAGUGACUGCCACGACGUCACAAAUUGGAAAACAAAUCUAGGAUAUCGCUGUAAGUGUUCCAAGGGCUUCCAAGGAAACCCAUACCUCCAUAAUAACUGCACAGACAUCGAUGAGUGCUCCCUCUCAAAUUCAUGCAAUGGGAUAUGUACGAAUUUUGAUGGAGGCUUUAACUGCACAAACUGUUCACAUGGAAAAGUGUAUGAUCAAGCAAAACGGAAAUGUGUCAUGUCAGCUAAGCAACACAAUUUGAUUCUAGGUAUUGCGAUCGGAGUUUCUUGUGGCCUUGGCACCAUUAUUCUUGCACUAGCUAGUAUGGUAAUCACCCGUAAGUGGAAGACAGGUAUCCAGAGGAGAAUACGAAGAACACACUUCAAGAAAAAUCAAGGCUUACUCUUGGAACAACUAAUCUCAGAUGAAACUGCCGCAAACAAAACAAAGAUAUUCUCCUUGGAGGAAUUAGAGGCGGCAUCAAACAACUUCGAUACUACUCGUGUUGUUGGUCAUGGAGGACAUGGAACAGUUUAUAAAGGUAUCCUAUCUGACCAGCGUGUGGUGGCCAUAAAGAAGUCCAAAAUCGUGGAGCAAAUUGAAAUAGAUCAGUUUAUCAAUGAGGUUGUUAUUUUGUCACAAAUCAUCCAUCGCAAUGUUGUGAAACUUUUUGGUUGUUGCCUAGAAGAUGAGGUGCCCUUGCUAGUCUAUGAGUUCAUAUCAAAUGGAACUCUAUAUGACCUUCUUCACACAGAUAUUACAAUAAAAUGCUUGCUAUCAUGGGAUGAUCGCAUUAGGAUUGCAAUGGAAGCAGCAGGGGCACUUGCUUAUCUACACUCAGCAGCUUCUAUACCAAUUUACCACAGAGACGUGAAGUCUUCCAACAUACUUUUGGAUGGCAAUUUCACCGCAAAGGUUUCUGAUUUUGGUGCUUCAAGAUCCCUUUCACUCAAUGAGACUCAUGUGGUGACAAUUGUCCAAGGAACAUUUGGUUACUUGGAUCCAGAGUAUUAUCAUACUGGCCAGCUAACUGAAAAGAGUGAUGUAUAUAGUUUGGGAGUAAUACUUGUGGAACUUUUAACAAGAAAGAAACCCAUUUUUCUCAAUGAUUUAGGUGCAAAACAAAGCUUGUCUCAUUACUUUGUUGAAGAACUUCAAGAUGGAGCUCUUAUGGGGAUAAUCGAUUCACAAGUUGUGGAAGAGGCAGAUCAACAAGAGAUUCAUGAUAUUGCCGCACUUAUAGAAGAAUGCUUGAGGGUCAAAGGAGGAGAUAGACCAAGUAUGAAAGAAGUAGAGAUGAGGUUGCAAAUGUUGAGGACUGAGAGGCUUAGGAAAACACAGCAUUUACCUAGAAAUGAUGGACAGAUUGAGCCUUUGUUAUGGCCACAAGCCAGGAACCCACAUGAGCAGAUCAAUCUUGCCAAUGAUGUAAAUUUAACACCUCAAGGGAUCUCUGAGUGCUACACUCUAGAACAAGAAUUUGCAUCCUCACUUAGUUUGCCGCCAUGCUAACUAUAUAUGUUCAAUACAACCGAGGGCUUGCUAGCUUGCAUCUGAGUUAACAUAUAUUUUCAUCAAGAAUUAUGCUAUAUGUAGUUCCUGUUAGAUGAAAGAGCAUGUCACAGGAGAAUUAUCUAUGUAUGGUAGAAUAUAUCACUUCUAUACUUUUAUUAUCUUUGAUGUAUGGUAGAAUAUGCUACUUGUAUUACUUUUUUUAUCACUUGCAGAAUUAUC
Messenger RNA from Phragmites australis (common reed), 3134 nucleotides. Its product is annotated as wall-associated receptor kinase 1-like. Gene Ontology annotation, cellular component: plasma membrane. Gene Ontology annotation, molecular function: ATP binding; polysaccharide binding; calcium ion binding. The transcript is spliced from 4 exons. Gene Ontology annotation, biological process: protein phosphorylation; cell surface receptor signaling pathway. The record is from RefSeq and is a predicted model, not a curated record. The coding region runs from base 66 to 2912 and encodes 948 amino acids. NCBI's taxonomy places the organism in Eukaryota, Viridiplantae, Streptophyta, Magnoliopsida, Poales, Poaceae.